This is a messenger RNA of Petromyzon marinus (sea lamprey), 2418 nucleotides long. RefSeq names its product lachesin. Gene Ontology annotation, biological process: regulation of actin cytoskeleton organization; regulation of bone resorption; regulation of osteoclast development. The record is from RefSeq and is a predicted model, not a curated record. NCBI's taxonomy places the organism in Eukaryota, Metazoa, Chordata, Hyperoartia, Petromyzontiformes, Petromyzontidae. Gene Ontology annotation, cellular component: plasma membrane.
GAACAGAGCCCACUUGGUAGUUCCACAUUAUGCAACGAUAUUAUUCACCGUUGGGUGAGAGAGGGUGUUUGGUUAUCUGCAGUCAAAUGAGAAGCAAGCUAUGAGACUCUCUCCUAUGGACAAAAUGAUUAUUAUUCAACUUUUGUUCACAAUCACUUUUAUGCUGACCCUUUUCGGUCUGGCUGCCUCUGAGUUCGACUGUCAAAACCAUGGCAGGUGGUCCAUUUGCGUCCCCAAGUCAGUCACUGGUCUCAAGACGAAGGAGGCCACUCUGCUGUGUAACUUCACCUACCCACGAGGCGCACGGAACAUGGAUACAAAGAUUCAAGUGAUCUGGAAGAAAAACAUUUUGUUUGAGAAAAAUGCAUCGUAUUACAUCUUUAACAGAGCUACAAAUACGACGCGUUUUGACUUCAACGGCCGCGUCUCACUUGUUGGAGACCCUGAAAACCACAGCACCGCUUCCAUCCAAAUCCGGGAACUGAAAUACUCAGAUAGCGACAAUUAUUACUGUCGGUUUGAAAUUGAAAAGGGGUACGAAACAAACUGGGCCAUCCAUCUUGAAGUGCACUCCAUCCCUCAAGUUUGGAAUUUGACAAAACUGGACGUCGCCGAUCCUGUCAAUUGCUCCAUCUUCUGGUGCAUGGUGGAGGGAAAACCAAAACCGAACAUCACUUGGGAUGUGCCGCUUGAAAUUGCACGCCCAUUAAACGCCGAGGUGGCGGAUGAGCCAGGUUCUGGAACGAAUCGUUACAGCAGCACGCUGAGAAUUUGUGGGGAGCUGCCCACCGGAGCCUACACCUGCCGAGCAAUCAACCAGCAUGGAGAAGACAGCACAUCUCACGACGUAGAGCCACCUCCGACAACUUCGACCGCGAUAUUAAUCGGAGCAAGCGCAGCGACCUUCUUUCUGUGCACACUCUUCGCAUUCAUCACGUUCUGGCACUGCCGAAUCCAAAGGAAGAGCAACGGGGAGAUGAAUCAGGAGGUGACGAAAGAACAAAUAUACGAAAACACGCGUGCUGACAAGUCUGGAGCAGGGCAAUGUGAGAGCUCAAGUCCAAAUGUGGACGAUGGCGAUGUGACAUAUGCCGCGGUGAUUGUGGGCGCAGACCCACGGAGAGAAGCUCCACUCAGCCAGGAUCACGGCGUCGCCUACGCCUCCAUUGUGAUAUCGCAUCGCUCGUCAUCUGAGCCAAUACAGUCUUUGGAUAAGGGCGUGCGGUUCAUUUAAGCUAAUAUUGCGCUUGGUAUCUCUUUUGUCUUUAUAUGAUUAAUGACUAUAUCAUCACCAUCAGCUAUGAUCAAUCGACUGCUGGAUGAGAUCCUCCUUUCACGGUUUUGUAAUGUAACGAUCCACAUAAGCCUGCACACCAGCAGAUUUCAUUGAUUGACUUUGCUUAAGCCAACAAACUGUGGACUAAUUUCAAAAUUCUCAAUAUUCUGGUGCUCACCAGCAGUCGACCACGCUAAACUAACACGGUAGUGUAUAUUUUAAACCAGACGUUAUUAAAGGGCACCACGAGUGUAGUUGACCUACCCUCUCUGUCUCACAACGUGUGCUGUGGGAGCCCCCUGCUGGAACAGCUGGCCGUUGGCCUUCGUAUCGCUGUAUCGUCGUUCAUAAUUUAUUGUACAUUUUAACAUUGCUCACGUAUCCCUUUAACACAACUAUACGUUGCUUCUCUUCGAAAUUUAUACGAAUUGACCUGUUCAUUAAUCACACACCAGAUAUUGAUAAUUUUAAUUGUUACAAGAUUCAAGAUGUGCACUUGGACACCUCCCAGCCGACCAGUUUGUUGUUGGCAGGGGGUUUCAGACCCACGUGUUUGAUUGGCUUGUGGUAUUGUUACCCACUGCUUGGUAUGUGUGGGUUUAUUCUGACCGCUGGAGUAUGAACACGUUUGAGUAACUGUGAUAGUGGUGAAUAGUUGCUGCUCAACACGUGAUGUCAGUAACGGCGAGCCACCAUCGCUGUGCUUCUUGCCGAUGACAGCGGCUCGCCGGGUAUGCCACGUCACGUACAAUCUUCACGGCCGGGUAUUGAAAUUGUCCUCAUUGACUAAUGUGGCUUCAACUGGGAUUACAUCAUGCAGCCUGGAGUAGAAUUGCUCCUCGACUUCAACAGGGUUGGUCAGUGUUGGUACGAAAGGCACCGAAGCUUUGGCUUCCCCUUGAGAUGAUGAUGUUAACCCACGUAUUGUGCUCCUCACAAGUCACAGCGAGUCGAAACUUCGGAAUAUUUUGCACGUGACCUUUCCAGAAGACGAUUGACCUUCGCACUUCCCUCGGUCAUUUUAACUUUUCGCUAAAAACACGUCUCAAUCAGUGCAGCGAUAUCGGUGUGGUAUCUUCUGAGCUCAUCUUCUUUGGUUCUUUCGGUAAAGUCACGUAGAAUGAGAAUAAAAUAAUACAAAU